GUAAUGGAAGGAAGAGACGGUGACUUUCGGCCGCCGGUGGAAUCCAAUGACAAGAGAGAAUUUUUUAUGAGUUCUGGGAAUUAAAAAAAGUAAAAUAAUUCAUAGACACAAAAGAGACGCCAACACUCAUCACGCCAGAAUUUCUUCUUCUUCUUCUUCUUCUUCUUCUUCUUCUUCUUCUGUCUCUCGUUCUCCUCGUUCGACCAGUCUGUUCUUAUUUGCAGGAACAUUCCAAAACCUUUUCUGCGUUCGAUCCGGUUUCGGGGUUGAGACUUGAGAUGCAUCUCUCUCUUUGAAAUUGCAGUUAUUGGAGGAGUUCCUUUUCUUCUUGAAGCUCUGAAGAAAGGAAACGGAAAGAUGCUUUGCAGAGUCAUCUCCCGGAAGAGAAAAACGGGAUCCGUCCCUGUGUAUCUCAAUGUCUAUGAUCUCACCCCGAUUAAUGGCUACGCCUACUGGCUCGGCCUCGGCGUUUAUCAUUCCGGUGUUCAAGUACAUGGCGUCGAAUAUGCCUUCGGCGCGCACGAUUUCCCAACAACGGGGAUAUUCGAAGGCGAGCCGAAACAAUGCCCCGGUUUCACGUUCAGGAAGUCCAUCUUGAUAGGAAGAACGGAUUUAGGUCCCAGAGAAGUCCGAGCGUUCAUGGAAAAGCUGGCAGAGGAAUACACAGGCAACACCUACAAUCUCAUCACCAAGAACUGUAACCAUUUCUGCAACGACGCCUGCCUCAGACUCACUGGUAAACCGAUCCCUCGCUGGGUCAACCGACUCGCCAGACUCGGUUUAUUCUGUAACUGUGUUCUACCGGCGGACUUGAAUGCGGUCAAAGUCCGGAAUCAGAGGUCGGAGAGUAACAGGGGUUACGAGGGGGAUAAGAAGAAGCUGAGGAGCCAUUCAAGCAGGUUUGCUUCUGCUACAUCUUCCUCAAAUUCCGUAACGUCUACAUCUUCAUCAACGUCUGCUUCUGCGAAGAGUAGUAGUAGACAUAAACGUUCUACUCCUCCUCCACUCGAGUCCUUGCUUUACCGACCUUGAAGGAAGCUGUAAUGGCGGCCGUGCUUGAAAACUAGUUCUUUUUUUUUUUUUUCUAGUUUCUUAUCAGAAAUUUGCAACAUAAAAAAAAGAGAAAAAAAGGUGGAAAAAGAAGAUGAAAUUUGUUUUGAUGGGGGGGUUCUUUUUCUUCUUAUUAACGCUAACAAAAGUGGUUGCUGCGGAGGAAAGUGUUGCAGCAUUUCCGAUUUUCGCUCUGUAAAUGCUUUCUUUCGGGAGAAAGCGUUUAGUUUUAAGGUUUACUGAAACGCUGUUUAUAGAAGCAAUGGCACAGAUUUGUUGGUGUAUAGUUGUGAUUAAUUAUAAUUAAUUAAUGCUUGAUGGA
Messenger RNA from Nelumbo nucifera (sacred lotus), 1372 nucleotides. RefSeq names its product deSI-like protein At4g17486. The record is from RefSeq and is a predicted model, not a curated record. Gene Ontology annotation, biological process: protein deubiquitination. NCBI's taxonomy places the organism in Eukaryota, Viridiplantae, Streptophyta, Magnoliopsida, Proteales, Nelumbonaceae. Gene Ontology annotation, molecular function: deubiquitinase activity.